AUUUCAGCGGGACACCAGCUGGAGGCUGCGCUCUGUUAGCUUCCUGGUUCCGUUAAAUCUGGCGAUGGGGACCGAACCGAACCGGUUAAACGGGUCUGGUCGAGACCCGUGGCGUCUCACGAAGGCCCGGGUGGCCGUGGCGAUGGCCGUCAUCAGAAGCAGACCCCCUGGGGUGAGCGUCCGACAGCACGGCGAGGCUUUGGGUCGCACGCUGAGGCGGCAGGACGGCGCGUGGCGGGAACGGGUCCAGGCGCUGCAGCAGGAAGUGCUGAGGCUGCGGACGGAGCUGCUGGUCUCCAGGGCGACGGCGGGCGACACCUUGAGACGAAGCAUCAUGGAGGAUCUGUCUCAGGAUCUAUUUGGUCCAGGAAGCCCAGGUCUCAGUGCCGACCCUCCCCCAGACUCAGAGACUCCUGACCUCCUGCUGCAGGGGCCUCCUGCUCCUCCUGCUCCUCCUGCUCCUCCUGCUCCUCCUGCUCCUCCUGCUCCUCCUGCCUCCAGAGUCCAGAGCGAUCCCUGGAGCGACGCGCUGCUUCCUCACAUGCGUUUCCUGCAGUCUCUGUGUUCCCUGCAGCGCCUCGACGGCAGCAGCGCGGCUCUGGCCCCAGAGGGCCACGGCGGCUCGGCGGCAUCAGAAACCGUCUUCCUGCUCCUGGACGGCGUGGUGGCGGCCUGCAGGGCGCCCCCGUCGCCGGGGCUCCCCGACUUCCUGCCCCAGGCCUGCCGGGCGGCGUCCCGGGCCUCGGACCUCCUGUGCUCCGGGCGGCCGUCCGCGGACCUGCGGAGACGCGUGGAGGAGGCGCUGAGGGAGCUGACCCAGACGCUGCUGCGCAGCCAGCGGCCCGGCAGGGCUGCAGAGGAGCUGAAGGAGUCCCUGGUUGCUUUGGGGAGCUGCAGCGUAUCAAAGUCCUUCCUGGUGUGUCUCAUCCUGUCGGAGAUCGGCUCUCUGGCUGAGCAGCUCUGGCAGACAUCCCAGGUGCAGGAGAGCUCGGCGCUCCGGACCUUUCCCCUGGACCGGUACCAGAACUCCUGCCUGCUGUGGGUUCUGGAGAGGCUCCUCCCGGGUCCGGACCCGGCCCUGCGGAUGCCGGAGCUGGAGGCGGCACAGAGGGCCUUCCUGCAUCGCUUGGAGCUCCACGUCUUCUUGCUGUGGGACGAGUUUCCUCUGUUCUCCGUCUUGAUGUGGCGCGUCGGGAAGCUGCUGUUUUAGAAAACGGAUUAAAUUGACGAAUCCGCUUCCAGUUUCCGUUCAUCCUGUGAUCAAAGGUGGAGACGGUUGGAUAGAAAACCCUGAAUCUAAGAGGAAGCUGCUGAUGGUGUCCCGGGGAUCGGCUUUCCUCCGCAGCGUCUGCAGCUUCUUGCUGACGUUGCUAAGCGACCGCAUUGUCUGAGCUGGGAUGCAGGUGGUUGGCAUGGCAACCAGAACCACAACAGAGCGAGGAAACGGAGGAUGAGGUUCUGUGAUCUGGACCAACCGCCAUUCUGGUCUGAUGUUGGGUCUUUGCCAAAUGUUCUCUGUUCUGGUCGCGUUACCAGAACCAGAACCGCACUGGAAUCAAACCCACAACCUCCUCCUGGGAGGUUUAAUAAUCUGUGCUGUCAGACAUGCUGGAGAUUCUUUUGUUCAGGUUUUAUAGUUUCCUUUAUUUGAUAGUGAAAUAACGAGGAGACCUGGGGCAAGGUCAGCAGGCCGGGAAUCCAACCUACCAAGGCCGUGUUGGGAUCCAAAGCCUCCAUGUGGGCUGUGGCUAACCGCUGCUCCACCACAGCAGCCCAAACUGGAGAUCCCUGAGAGAUCCGGUCCGGUCCGAUCUCGGAACCCUUUCCUGCAGUUUCAUUCAGCUGCUCAACUGCAACUGAUGCUAACAGCUGCAGUCUCACCUCACUGGUCCCAUCAGCACCAACUGGUUCCAUCGGCCCAGGCCUGCUGGUUGUCAUGGUCACGGAGCGAUUAGCAUCGCCGCGUUGCGGCUGCAUCUCCUGAUCUUUCAUAUCCUGUGGAACUGGGCCGGGCCGGCGAACAGAACCCGGCCCUCCUACGUGAGCUGCUCUCUGAUGGGUCUCAUCUGGACCGACUGCUGAUGUGGUCAAACCGUCCAUGCUAAACAUCAGUAGUUAGCAUAGCUAGCAAAGCUUUUCGUCCCACCAGAAAACGAUUCCUGGUUUUGUUUUGUUACAGUAAAAUAGUUUUAUAUUGAGCCCUUCUGGUCAGAACUGUACAGAACCACCGUGUCUGUUUAUGGGCCAUCAGUGUCUGUUGAGCUGUAAGGCAGCCAUCUGUUGAAUGAAUUCACUUCACCGAACGAUGUUACGUUUUAACAAAUGCAGAGAAAACCUCAACAGUGUCAGAGAGGAAGAGGAGCAGCUGCAGCGCCUCCUGCAGAGCAGCUACUAUUAUUUAUGGAGGAUAGAAAGUUUUUAACCCAGAGAUUUUGUAUUUGUUUUCUUGGUUGAAUGAAAAAUAAUUGCAGUCUUAAAUCUCUUGGGCAUGAAUAAUUCUGGGUCUGUACAUUUAAACCUUCAACUGUUCAGAGCAGAUUUGAUCUUAAAAAGUUUCACUUUAGGACUAGAACUGGAAUAAAAAAAACAAUUUUAAUGAAAAAGAAAAAUGUAA
Poeciliopsis prolifica (blackstripe livebearer) is the source of this 2614-nucleotide messenger RNA. It is a transcript of the gene mei4, whose product is annotated as meiosis-specific, MEI4 homolog (S. cerevisiae). Gene Ontology annotation, biological process: homologous chromosome pairing at meiosis; spermatogenesis; meiotic DNA double-strand break formation. Lineage: Eukaryota; Metazoa; Chordata; Actinopteri; Cyprinodontiformes; Poeciliidae. The record is from RefSeq and is a predicted model, not a curated record. Gene Ontology annotation, cellular component: lateral element.